Messenger RNA from Planococcus citri (citrus mealybug), 2011 nucleotides. RefSeq names its product ATP synthase subunit alpha blw, mitochondrial (gene blw). The record is from RefSeq and is a predicted model, not a curated record. Gene Ontology annotation, molecular function: ADP binding; proton-transporting ATP synthase activity, rotational mechanism; ATP binding. Gene Ontology annotation, biological process: proton transmembrane transport; proton motive force-driven ATP synthesis. Bases 129 to 1784 code for a protein of 551 amino acids. The transcript is spliced from 11 exons. NCBI's taxonomy places the organism in Eukaryota, Metazoa, Arthropoda, Insecta, Hemiptera, Pseudococcidae.
GACGAAGGAAGAGGAGACGAGGAGUUCUGUGUUUCAAAAGUUAGAACUUUGGGAGUUGACCUUUCUUGUUCUUUAGUUAGUUCGUAAAUUAAUUUAUUAACUUAAGUGAAGUUAUUAAACUUGAAAAGAUGGCCUUAUUCACCGGUCGUUUAGCCGCCGUCAUCGCCAAGCAGUUGACUGCUACCGCACCACAGAUAAGCAGCUUAUCAUGGCCGGCAAGUCAAAUCGCCAACAGGAAACUCCAUGUAUCAUGCAGCAGCCGAGCUGCCGAAAUAUCCUCUAUUUUAGAAGAAAGGAUAUUAGGCGCUGCGCCAAAGAUCGAUUUAGAAGAAACCGGACGUGUAUUGAGCAUUGGUGACGGUAUCGCUCGUGUCUAUGGGUUGAAGAACAUCCAAGCCGAGGAGAUGGUGGAAUUCUCCUCCGGUUUAAAGGGUAUGGCUUUGAAUUUGGAACCCGAUAACGUCGGUGUUGUAGUAUUCGGUAACGAUAAACUCAUCAAAGAAGGCGAUGUCGUCAAAAGAACCGGUGCUAUUGUCGAUGUACCCGUCGGUGAAGAUUUAUUAGGACGUGUCGUAGACGCUUUAGGAAACGUUAUCGAUGGUAAAGGACCGUUGACUUCCAAACAAAGGUUCCGUGUCGGAAUCAAAGCUCCCGGUAUCAUCCCUCGUAUCUCCGUAAGGGAACCUAUGCAAACUGGUAUCAAAGCCGUAGAUUCGUUGGUACCAAUUGGUCGUGGUCAGCGAGAACUUAUCAUUGGAGACAGACAAACUGGUAAAACUGCCUUAGCUAUUGAUACCAUUAUUAACCAACAACGUUUCAAUAACGCCACCGACGAAAAGAAGAAAUUGUACUGUAUCUACGUCGCUAUUGGACAGAAAAGGUCAACCGUCGCCCAAAUCGUAAAACGUUUAACCGAUUCUGGUGCCAUGAAAUACACCAUUAUCGUCUCAGCUACCGCUUCUGAUGCCGCUCCUUUACAAUACUUGGCUCCUUAUUCCGGCUGCGCCAUGGGAGAAUUCUUCAGAGAUAACGGCAAACACGCUCUUAUCAUCUACGACGAUUUAUCCAAACAAGCCGUCGCUUACCGUCAAAUGUCACUGCUUUUGAGAAGACCUCCAGGUCGUGAAGCCUACCCCGGAGACGUCUUCUACUUGCAUUCCCGUUUAUUGGAGAGAGCAGCCAAGAUGAACGAAAGCUGCGGCGGUGGCUCAUUGACCGCUUUACCAGUCAUCGAAACUCAAGCUGGUGACGUAUCGGCUUAUAUUCCAACCAAUGUAAUUUCGAUCACUGACGGACAAAUCUUCUUGGAAACCGAAUUGUUCUACAAGGGUGUCCGACCAGCCAUCAACGUCGGUUUAUCCGUAUCUCGUGUAGGAUCUGCUGCCCAAACUAAAGCCAUGAAACAGGUGGCCGGUUCCAUGAAAUUAGAGUUGGCUCAAUAUCGUGAAGUAGCCGCUUUCGCCCAGUUCGGUUCCGAUUUAGAUGCCGCUACCCAACAGUUAUUGAACCGUGGUGUUCGUUUGACUGAAUUAUUAAAACAAGGCCAAUAUGUACCAAUGGCCAUUGAAGAGCAAGUCGCCGUUGUCUACUGUGGUGUCAGAGGACAUCUUGACAAAUUAGACCCAACAAAGAUCACCGCUUUUGAAAAAGAAUUCUUACAACACAUGAAAACUAAUGAAAAAGCUAUAUUAGAAGAUAUCGCUAAAGAAGGUAAAAUCACCGAACCCACCGACGCUAAAUUGAAGACCGUAGUAACCAAUUUCUUGGCCAGCUUCACGGCAUAAGUUAUUGUUAUUAAGAAAUGAUACGAUAGUAAUAUGAAUUCUAUGUUUUUGUUGUUGUUCCGUUGUAGAGCGUUUGCAUUUUUCGCUUCUAAAUAGCUGAUAUGUGUAAAAUCGGUUUUCAGUUAUUCUGAAUAAUAUUUUUUGUACAUUGUAUCGAAAAUAAUAUUUAAAAUCAAUUUUUGUAAGUAUUCUAAGAUCCAAUAAGAAAAAUAAAGUUUUACUGUACA